Molecule: messenger RNA, 2107 nt
Organism: Panicum virgatum (switchgrass)
Lineage: Eukaryota; Viridiplantae; Streptophyta; Magnoliopsida; Poales; Poaceae
Product: probable GABA transporter 2
Exons: 7
Coding region: 379-1830 (483 amino acids)
Cellular component (GO): plasma membrane
Source: RefSeq, a predicted model, not a curated record
UCCAACCUCGGAAAGUCAAACCCCACUCGAGCCUCGCGUGCCCCUGCCUCCCUCCCUCGAUCAGCAAGCGAACUCCACGGCCCCCUGCCUGCGCGCGUCCUAGCUGCAAUCCGUGGCAGACACGAGCUGCAACUGCAAGCGCAGGCGUGAACGCUUCCGUCUCUCCCCGUUCACCCGCGCGCCACGCUAUUCCGAGCUGCCUGCCCACCAUCAUCAGUCAAUCCCUAUCGAUCUUGGGUCGGGUCCGUGCGCUGUCGUGGGCGCCGAUGAAGCGAUCGAGGUGAAACCCGGAACCGGCCGUGCGGCGGUGAGUCGAUCUUGCAGGGGCGGCGACCCGAAGCAAGCUCGGCGAGAGCGCGCGGCGCGCGCGGGCACGCCAUGGCAGGCACCGGAGGCACGCCGUUCCUGGCUUCGCCCGCGACGGGGCGCGCCGCCACGCCGUCCUCCGCGGUCUUCGACGUCGAGGCGGCGGACGCCGGCGCCGGCGCGCACCACCGGGCCGGCAAGGCGCCGCCCCCCGCCGACGCCGGCGCCGCCUUCGUGCUCGAGUCGAAAGGGACGUGGUGGCACGCGGGGUUCCACCUGACGACGGCCAUCGUGGGGCCGACGGUGCUCACGCUGCCGUACGCGCUCCGCGGCAUGGGGUGGGGGCUCGGCCUCGCCGCGCUCACCGCCGUCUUCGCCGUCACCUUCUACGCCUACUUCCUCGUCUCCAGGGUGCUGGACCACUGCGAGGCCCGCGGCCGCCGGCACAUCCGCUUCCGCGAGCUCGCCGCCGACGUCCUCGGAUCUGGGUGGGUGUUCUACCUGGUGGUGAGCGUGCAAACCGCGAUCAACGCCGGCGUUACCACCGGGAGCAUCUUGCUCGCCGCCGACUGCCUUCAGAUAAUGUACUCAAAUCUGGCUCCGCACGGCCCCUUGAAGCUGUACCAUUUCAUCAUCAUCGUGGCCGUGGUGCUGGCCUUCCUCUCGCAGCUGCCGUCGUUCCACUCGCUGCGGCACAUCAACCUCGGCUCGCUGAUCCUCAGCUUCGGCUACACCAUCCUUGUCUCAGCCGCCUGCAUUCGAGCAGGUGUGUCGAGCAACGCUCCAGCGAAGGAUUACUCGUUGAGCUCGUCCAACUCAGAGAAGACCUUCAACGCAUUCCUUUCCAUCUCCAUCCUCGCCUCCGUCUUCGGCAACGGCAUUCUGCCAGAAAUCCAGGCCACGCUGGCGCCGCCGGCGGCCGGGAAGAUGACGAAGGCGCUGGUGCUGUGCUACGCGGUGAUAUUCUUCACGUUCUACUUCCCGGCCAUCACCGGCUACUGGGCGUUCGGCAACCAGGUGCAGUCCAACCUGCUGCAGAGCCUCAUGCCGGACGAGGGCCCCUCCCUGGCCCCGACGUGGCUGCUCGGCCUCGCCGUCGUCCUCGUCCUCCUCCAGCUCCUCGCCAUCGCCCUGGUGUACUCGCAGGUGGCGUACGAGAUCAUGGAGAAGAACUCGGCGGACGCGGCGCGCGGGCGGUUCUCGCGGCGGAACCUGGCGCCCCGGGUGGCGCUGCGGACGGCGUACGUGGCGGCGUGCGCGUUCGUGGCGGCGAUGCUUCCCUUCUUCGGCGACAUCGCGGCCGUGGUGGGCGCCGUGGGCUUCAUCCCGCUCGACUUCGUGCUCCCCGUCGUCAUGUACAACAUGGCGCUGGCCCCGCCCAGGCGCUCGCCCGCGUACCUGGCCAACGUGGCCAUCAUGGCCGUCUUCACCGGCGUGGGGGUCAUCGGAGCGGUCGCGUCCGUGCGGAAGCUCGUGCUGGACGCCGGCAAGUUCAAGCUCUUCAGCGACAACGUGGUGGACUGAUAAUUAAUAUGAUGAUCAUCAGUGUUAAGAACCAAGGCAGACUGUUUCCGAGCAACCGUUGGGCCAGUACUACUAACCAAAUUCAAAUCAAACUGCCUCCGCCGCCGCCGACGGAGCUCGCCGGAGAAGAAGCACAAUGCAUGUGCCAUGCGACUUCAAUUUUUCGUAUAUGCCAUGAAUAGACCUCCGCCCUAUGAGAAACCCAGCCUCUCUCCUCUUCCUUUCACGUGAUGGUCCAGCCCAAGCUUUUUCUUCACUUGUUUUCACGAUAAACCCA